Argiope bruennichi is the source of this 797-nucleotide messenger RNA. Its product is annotated as ninjurin-2-like. The record is from RefSeq and is a predicted model, not a curated record. The coding region runs from base 134 to 664 and encodes 176 amino acids. Gene Ontology annotation, cellular component: membrane. The transcript has 3 exons. Lineage: Eukaryota; Metazoa; Arthropoda; Arachnida; Araneae; Araneidae. Gene Ontology annotation, biological process: cell adhesion; tissue regeneration.
CUCUCUGUGAGUACUGGUUGGUCCCGACGCCGCGGGAAGAGUCCAUAACACGAAAAGGGGUGGUCCCGAACUCUGUAAGAGUUUGUUGUCUUCCGGAACUCCUUCGAAACGAGAAGAAGAUGGCAUUGGCAGUAUGUGGGCAGUGCGAUCGCUUUUAACUCGAGACAGAAAGCAGCAGAAAGCGAGGGAGAGUCCUGAGGCUGAGAUGAACAACGACAGGACCCUUGAUAUUCGAGAGAUGACAGAAGUUCCGAGGGCAAGCGACACCGACCGGCCAGAGAAACACUUGUUGGAGCGGGAGGAGCCUCGUUAUUCAAGGCCUUAUCGCCCUGGCAUCGAUGUGAACUUGUACGCCACGAAGAAGAGUGUCGCUCAGGGAAUGAUGGAUAUCGCUCUUCUGACAGCGAAUGCAUCGCAGCUUAAGUACAUCCUCAAGGAAGGCGAAGAGAGCCGGUUUUACCUUGUCAACGUCAUUUGCAUCGGCAUCUCCAUCACACUGCAGUUGGUUGUUGGCGUGUUGUUAAUCUUGAACACUCGUUAUAACAUCAACCUGAUCAGUCAUCAAUCCCGAGCCGAACUCGUGAAUAACCUCACCAUUAUCGGCAUAUUUCUCAUCACAGUGUCAAAUGUGUUUGUUUCAGCAUUUGGGACUUCGCCAAGAUAAAUCAUUUUUGCUUUUUGUCUUUUUUAUUAUCCAGCAGUGACCUGUAUUGUUUUUGUGUUUGUAUUUUUUACGAAUAAUCUGUAUGUCUUUUUAAUACUUUUUUUAAUCUUUAAUAAACAUUUGAAAAGUUGCA